GGCCCUAGAAGGUUCCAGUGAUCUCCCUUAACUCCAGUCCAAACUCUAUCUAGGGGUAAAUCUAUAUGGCACCACCUUUCCACCACUAUCUCCCAGUGCCCACGGAUGAAAGUUAUAAGGGAGAUGGAAGACAGGGGCAGAAAUGCUGCCCUUUGUGGACAAAAAUAGUUUUGUUCUUAAUCGUAGUGAGUUUGUUUGGGCUUCUGAUCACCUUCAUGUUCAAGUACAAGGCCUGCUGUAAUAGCGACCAGGUGGAGAGGAAGUAUAACAAUGUCACCCAGACCAUGGCCGAUGAGGAGUCCCUGAAGAUCUGCAACCGCACUGUGGAAAACCUGAAGAUGGUGAAAACUCAGUGCAAGGAGCUUGAGGGAGUGAUCAAUAGAUUGAACUUGACGCUGCAGAACACUCAAGAAGAAGUGGACCAGCUGAAAAAAGAAAAUGAACACUUAAGAUCAAUCAAGUCCAAGGACAACUACGAGCUAGACUCGGGCAUCUCCAUGGGACCGGGCCAGCUCCUGCUCCUGCUCCUGCUGCUGGUCCUCAGGGCUCUGCUGCUCUGAGGUCCCCAGGAAACUGGCCAGUGAGGACAGUGCAUCCUGGAUGAUCCGGCUCGACUACGCUUUCUGCUUUGACGCCUUGGAUCCAGCCAGCUCUGGGCGGGUCUUGGGGGCAGCAUGGUUGGGGGGAGGUAUGGGUGGCAGUGCGUGGAGAGUGGGGUGUCUCUG
Molecule: messenger RNA, 725 nt
Organism: Nycticebus coucang (slow loris)
Lineage: Eukaryota; Metazoa; Chordata; Mammalia; Primates; Lorisidae
Product: bone marrow stromal antigen 2-like
Exons: 5
Coding region: 66-560 (164 amino acids)
Biological process (GO): innate immune response; defense response to virus
Cellular component (GO): Golgi apparatus; cell surface
Molecular function (GO): metalloendopeptidase inhibitor activity
Source: RefSeq, a predicted model, not a curated record